AAGCUAAUGCUAAAGCUAAGUGUGCUAAAGGUGUUCAAAGUUAGCUGUGCUAUUAGCGCAGUAGCAGAAGUGUUUCCAUCACUGGACUUGACUAAAGGGUUUACUGUGUUAUGAUUGUAUCCUUGGUUUGUAUUUAUUAUUGGAAUCUCCAGAAUCAUAACUUUCUGAAUAUUCAAGGAUCCUUGAAUCCUUGAAGGGAAAGAUUGUUGCAACAAAAAGGACACGCCUCCUUGCUAUUUUCUGCCUGCUGGACAUAGAAGCGCUAAUGAGUUAAUCACUAACUGCACAGGUACAAAUAUGGGACAUUAACUGGGGAAAAGCAGCUUAUGUCUAAAGAAAGUUUGACCAACCUUUGAAAACCCAACUGCACUGUUGAUGUUUGGCCCUGAUGUGAUGAGACAUCGUCUGCUGCUCAGCGUCGUCAGAGGGAAGCUGUAUCUGUUUGGAGGAUCCUCCAGUCCUGAAGCCUCUGAAUGCCUCCCAGGCGUCUACAGCUUCGACGUCGUGUCUUUGGCCUGGGAAUGCCUGUCAGCCGGCGGCGUGGCUCCCAGGGUUCUCCGGUCCGGCUCUGCUGCCGCUGGAGACAACAUCUACAUGUACGGAGGGCGGCUGGAGGGCGAGCCAACCGACGACCUCCUGGUCUUCAACACAGUGUCUGUCACCUGGACUCCGGUUAAAACCAGCGGAUCGCUUCCUCCUGCCCUAUGGGGGCAGAGUUUCACUCAGGCUGGAGAUCAGCUCUUCAUGUUUGGUGGUUACGGAGCAGGAGGAACGUUUUGUAAGGACCUUUACGCUCUGAACACAGAGAAGCUGCAGUGGCAGAAAUGGGAGGUGAAGGGAGAAUCUCCUCCAGUCUGUAGUGGACAGACACUGACUGCACACCAUGACAAGGACAUCUAUCUGUUUGGAGGACAAAUCUGCAGUAAGGAAUCCACAGCGACGUCGUCCAAUGAAAUCCAUAAACUCAGUAUUGCCAAGAUGAAGUGGAAGGUUCCUCUGUAUGUUGGGAUUCCUCCGGCCCGUCGGCACGGCCACGCUGCCUUCAUCCUGCACAGUCACCUGUAUGUGUUUGGAGGGAAAAAUGAAGAGCAGGAUUUGAAUGACUUGAAGGUGAUGAAGCUGAUCAAUCCGUCUGAGAGACAACCAGUGAUGAAGGAGAUCCUGUCAGAGUUUGGUCUGCAGGGCGUCAGCCACAGCUUCACUCCCACUAAGGUUCCCAACGUUCGCUAUGAGCUGAGCGACGCGGCUCCGUCCACCCAGCCCAGAACAGCAGCAGCAGCUAAUAUACAGGUUUGUGUCCACAGAGACUUCAGCGCCGUUCGAGAUCAGGCCAUGAAAAUGAUCCAGGCAGCCUUCACUCUGUUGGACCAGGAGUUUCAGAAACUAGAUCGGGAGAAGUUAGAAGUUUCUAAAGCCGCUGCAGCUCUACACCGAGACAGAAAGGAGCAUGAAGCUCACAGAGAACGACACCAACAGGAGCUGAAGGAAAUGUUGGAGAAACAUCGCAACCAGAACGAGGCGUUGCUACGGGCGAGAGCCGAGGAGAACGACCGAGAGAGGAGGGAGCUCAGCAGGCUGCGGGAGGAGGUUCUGCAGGACCAGGAGAGGCUGAAGGAGGAGCAGAGCAGCGUCCAGAAACGCAGCGAACAUCUGCUGUCCAUCAUGCAGCAGUUCAAAGGAAUGUAGAAAACACUCAGCAAAAACCAUGAAAAUGGGAAAUUAUUUGAAAUAGAAAGUUUGUUUGAUUCUGACAAUAAAAACUUUGAAAAGUUUGUCAAAACAAA
Molecule: messenger RNA, 1784 nt
Organism: Xiphophorus couchianus (Monterrey platyfish)
Lineage: Eukaryota; Metazoa; Chordata; Actinopteri; Cyprinodontiformes; Poeciliidae
Product: acyl-CoA-binding domain-containing protein 6
Exons: 14
Coding region: 376-1686 (436 amino acids)
Molecular function (GO): protein binding
Source: RefSeq, a predicted model, not a curated record